GUGACUUUAGUUUAUAGGCCUAGUUUCUGACCUGAAAAAAGGCUUGGCCUUGGGUUGCUUGGCCUCAUCCUGACUCUCAUGCAUUUGCGUUCCCACUAUCAAGCUCCACUAGCGAUCUCAAAACAUUGCAGGUCGAGAUGGCUUUCCCUUGCCGAGGCCUAGGGCGAGAUUAGAUUAAGAUAGAGAAAAAAUCUGUUGCCCCAUCAGUACGACUCAAUCUUGACUACUUGCAUGCUAGUAUGUCACCUGGUGACACGAACGCCCCUCUGUCUGUCUGGUACAUUGUCAUUGACCAAUGUGGGACGCCGCCUGGAGGGUACCUGAUGUAGUUUUCAACGGACAUCGUCAUGUUUUCAUUGGCGUUGCCAUAUUUACCAGUUGGACAUGCAUCCAAUCCCUGACAUCACCGACAUAGUCACCAGAAUGCUGUGAAACGCUAUGAAUAAAGCAGUUGAAGAUCGUCCUGCAGUUAGACUGGUAACAGCAGCUGAAAGAGGUGACACAGAAGCAGUGAGGCGUACACUGGAUGAAACCCACAUCAAUCCUAACAAUGUUAGGACGCGGCUGACAUCAAGGAGUCCUCUUCAUAUGGCAUGUGGUUACGGCCAAGUUGAUGUGGUAGAAGAACUCCUCAAGGCUGGUGCUGAUCCUGACCAAACAACCACCACCGGGCGGACGCCGCUCCAUGAAGCAUGUGCUGGUGGUCAUGGCAAAGUGGUUCAAUUGUUGCUGGAGUUCACCAAGGAACUAGACAUGCACGACUGCGACCGACGCACUCCUGCUCACAUCGCUGCCUUCCAUGGUGAAUUGGAUUGUUUUAGAUUGAUGAUUGAAAAAGGUGCAUCCACUGAUUGUGAAGAUCGUAAAGGUCUCCAUCCUGCCCACCUAGCUGCGAUGCGGAAUCAUUAUAAGAUUCUAGAGUACCUGUUUGACCUAGGCAUCAGCCUUGAGUGUGUCUGCCAGACAGGAAAGAUGCCCAUGCAUUAUGCAGCCCAACAUGGAGGUUUGACCAGUUUACUAAGUUUAGUUGAGCGGGACUGUGACAUCACAAUUGGCGACAACAGUGGCCUACUUCCUGCCCAUUGUGCCGUUCUGAACGAUCACCUGGAUUGUCUCCGCUUUCUCAUACAACAAGGCACAGCUAUGGUCGCCACAACCAAGGACGGAAAAAUACCACUUCAUUUUGCUUGUAUCAAAGGGUCGCAAAUGUGUGCCCACUGGCUCAUGCACAAGGGAUGUAAUCCAAGUGUACAAGACUUACUUGGUAAUACGCCUGCUCACUAUGCGGGAGAAGGAGGCCACGCCAAGCUGCUCAACUGUUUCCUUCAGCAUGACGGACAGUUGGAUAUCCUGAAUGAGAAAGGAGACAAUCCACUGAUGGCAGCGAAGAAGUUUGGCCAUCCUCUACUCAUGGAGAAAGCUGUCAAGAAUGAAGUCACCUGCGACCUGUGUUUUGCCAAGUAUAAGAAGCAUGAGUAUGAGAAAGCACAUCAGCCCAAGCCAGUGGAGAGAGCUAUCAAUAAUAUCAGACACACGGUCUUCAAGUCACCUGUAGCUGCUGUCCAGAAGCCACUGACGAGGGCAGAGUUAAACAAACUCAAGCGAGAGGUGAUCGAGAAGAAGAAAAAGAAAAAUAAGAAUGUUGCAAAUGUUACAGCGAGGAAAUUGCCACCAAGGGACCUGGCUGCGAGAUACUUUGGUGAAUUUCUGGAAGAUAAUUACUGAUUGUGCUUUCGUGUACUCAGCAGACAUUAGGUGAUGCAGUGUCCCACAGUACAAAAGGUGGAAUACACAUUACUAGCGUGCCGGCUUGCUGUUGUUAAUAAGCCUUGCUUGGACAUUUCGUGAACAAUAGCUCAGACAGAGUGAACACAGUAAUUGAACCCGAAGUUAUCAACACUGCCAGUGUGUCUUUCCAUCACAUUCACAGCUGUUUUCGAUAUGUGGUUUGGCACCGCGGCCUGGCUAUUGCCUGGAGAGCAAUGUCAGAGAAUCCCGCACUCGUGACACACAAGCAGACAAUACCAGAACUUCCACAGUAUUUAUUAUGACUCGGUGUACUGCAUAAUACGGUAGUUGGAGAAAGUUGGUCUCCUUCAAGGUGUCUUCCAGAACAAAAGAAAAUGUUAAAAUUCGUAGCUGUAGGUGUAUGUGGGCAUAAAUAUUUGUAAAUACAAUUUACAUGUACAUACAGUAUUAUCAUAAGUGCAUCACCAAAGCCCAGUUGCUCUAUUGGCGUUGGAGGUAAAUGCCAGCAGCUGGCCAGCUAAGUGUAAUAUCCUAUGGUAAAUUUUGUUUACAAUCGUAGCAUUAGAACUUGACUGCUAAUAACGAUUGGCCUUUUUUGCUUGGCUUUUGAAUGUUUUUUCUUUCCGUCCAUUUUAAGACAAUAUUCAAGAUUGUGACAGCUCCAAGAUGCAAAUCUUAUGUCGAAGUAGAGAGUGCUUUUGAGAUUAUAAUACAGCGGGUUGUAUGCUGUACAUGUAUUCAAAUUUUACAUAUCAUGUGGUGUUAUAAAAAUGCUCAAAGUUAUUGC
This is a messenger RNA of Lineus longissimus, 2536 nucleotides long. Its product is annotated as ankyrin repeat, PH and SEC7 domain containing protein secG-like. Gene Ontology annotation, cellular component: nucleus; cytoplasm. NCBI's taxonomy places the organism in Eukaryota, Metazoa, Nemertea, Pilidiophora, Heteronemertea, Lineidae. The transcript is spliced from 9 exons. Gene Ontology annotation, molecular function: protein binding. The record is from RefSeq and is a predicted model, not a curated record. Bases 439 to 1725 code for a protein of 428 amino acids.